Molecule: messenger RNA, 1158 nt
Organism: Ophidiomyces ophidiicola
Lineage: Eukaryota; Fungi; Ascomycota; Eurotiomycetes; Onygenales; Onygenaceae
Exons: 2
Coding region: 1-1158 (385 amino acids)
Source: RefSeq, a predicted model, not a curated record
AUGGCCCAGGAAUUUCUCCUUGACGCGCGCAGCGACUUCGCCGCUCUAGAAACGCCCCGCGCUCCCCAUAAGCUUCAAUCGCUCACUGCACUUUCGCGCUUCGAAUUUGAAGCGGGCAAAGGAAAUGAGGGUACCAAAAUCCUGAUGGUGGAAUGGGAAAACGAUGACAUGACCAGAUCGCCCGUCGGCUCAUGGCACGUUUCUUGGGAUAAAAAGCACAUCGUUCUUCCAGCAGAUGAUCGGACGAACGACCACGUCAGACGCUGUUACUUCUUGUUGCCUCCGGGCGCGACCAUCCCGCCGGUUAUUAGCCUUACUUACGAACCUCCCCCGAACUCCGCAGAGACUGUUAGACGGGGCGGUGACUCCAUACAGAUAAAUCCCUUGCCUGCCAUAUUUCCUCCGGAGCUGGGUGCUACGGCGCGGUCAGCCGGGAAGAAGGGCGUACUGCACACUAUUUGGGCAAAGAAAAGGCUCCAAGUCCUUGAACGAGAGAUCAAAGAAGAGUCGAAGCAUAACCUGGAGGGAGUCGCACUGGCGAUGGCACUGCAAGAAAAGGAGUGGAUAGAAGCGAAUUUUGGAGUUGCCGGACGGCCACCGCCAUUGUCGCAACCGCUGAAUCUGUCCAUCAAUGUUAGCUCUGCCCCUAUGAGCCCUCGUACACCAUUGUCGCCAGGCGGAAGUAAAUUGAGUGAAAAACUAAAAGGCUUAAGACUGGAAACAAGCGAGAAGGAUCUUACCAGAAGAGCCGGCAACAUAUCAAUCCCCGGCACGAGCUUGGACCCGGGCCUUCAUCCUCUAUCGCCUGACGAACCUGAUGUAGCCAUAUCCUCUUUCAACUCUUUCGCCAAUACUCCCAUUCGCGCCUCUCCUGAGUCACAGCCGCAGCAACCCCAACAAGUCCCCAAAACCGUUUCACACGCGCCUCCAAAAUCGAUACAGCAGCACCAAGCGCAGCUUGACUCGUUUGCCUCAAUUUCUAUGCAGCCAAUGCAUAGUAUCAGACAAAACAACACUUCAAGCAGCUUAGACAUGGAUUCCGGAGACGGCCUCUUUGCUAAGGCGCUCAGUCCUCGAUCUCCAGAUAUUCCACGCAGCCCAUUCUCAUUUUCACCUGAGGAAACACUCCCCUAUGCAAUGGGCACAAGCAGAUUCUGA